Messenger RNA from Oenanthe melanoleuca, 4717 nucleotides. RefSeq names its product synaptosome associated protein 29 (gene SNAP29). NCBI's taxonomy places the organism in Eukaryota, Metazoa, Chordata, Aves, Passeriformes, Muscicapidae. The transcript has 5 exons. Gene Ontology annotation, molecular function: syntaxin binding; SNAP receptor activity. Gene Ontology annotation, cellular component: plasma membrane; SNARE complex. Gene Ontology annotation, biological process: exocytosis; synaptic vesicle priming; synaptic vesicle fusion to presynaptic active zone membrane. The record is from RefSeq and is a predicted model, not a curated record. The coding region runs from base 198 to 953 and encodes 251 amino acids.
GGUUCUGUCCAGCAGCCGCCUGUCCACCAGCGGCGCUGCGGCGCUCUCACCCCGCCCGGGAGGGAGCGGGGAAAAGCGAUCGGUGGCUGCCCCCAGCGCUUCCGCCCACAGCACCGAGCGCCGGGCGGAAGCAGAGGAGCGGCCUCGUCUCGUGAGCGCUCUGUGGGGGGCGAGGGCUCCUCGCGGUCGGCGGUGCCAUGUCGGCGGUCCCGAGGAGCUACAACCCGUUCGCGGAGGACGAGGAUGAGGAUGGGGCGUCGGCGGGUCCCGGCGGGGCGGGCGGCGCGGACCGGCAGCGCUACCUGGAGCAGGAGGUGCUGCGCCGGUCCGCCGCCACCGCCGACAGCACCACCCGCUCCCUGUCUCUUCUCUACGAGUCGGAGCGCAUCGGCGUGGCCGCCUCCGAGGAGCUCGUCCGGCAGGGAGAGGCUCUGAAGCACACGGAGCAGAUGGUGGAUAAAAUGGACCAAGACUUGAAAACCAGCCAAAGGCACAUAAAUAGCAUCAAGAGUGUUUGGGGGGGCUUGGUAAACUACUUCAAAGCCAAACCUCCAGAGAGCAAGCCAGAGCAAAGUGGAGCCCCUGAAUAUUAUGCUAACAGCAUGUUAAAAGAAGCAAUGAUGUCUAGUAAAGAACAAGAGCCAAAGUACCAGGAAAGCCAUCCAAAUCUAAGGAAGCUAGAUAAUUCAGACAAUGAUUUCAACAAAGCAGAUUUAGUUUCUUCAGUGCAAAGGGAUGCCUACCCAAAGAAUCAACAACUGCGAGCUUAUCACCAGAAAAUUGAUACCAACUUAGAUGAGAUGUCUUCUGGGCUGAGUCGCCUGAAAAGCCUUGCUCUUGGCCUGCAGACUGAAAUAGAAGAGCAGGAUGAUAGGUUGGAUCGGCUCACAAAGAAAGUAGAGACACUGGAUGUCAACAUUAAAAACACUGAUAGGAAAGUCCGACAACUUUAAAGGAUUUUUAGAAUUUCUUUUGUCUAGUGUUGGUUCAUCCUGAAUGCCUCAUCUCUACCAGUCUCGUAAAAAAUUUUUUUGGGCAGUAUCUGUUUCUUUUUUUUUCCUGCUAUGUUACUGGUUUUGUCAUUAAAAUUGCAUUGCCUUAAGUCAGCACAAUACUUUACAUUUCCUCUUAGUCCACAUGGGAGAAGUGCAUGUGGAGGAAAAUCUCUCAGCAUUGGGUCAAGAUGCCCAGCUCAAUUGCAUAACUGCUCAUGUGCACAGAGGAAUUCGCACUCCACAAAGUUGCAGUAUCCUUGGCCUGGGAGCUGUGAUGAGAAAAAGAACUGCAUUUUUGCCUCUGUUUUGGGGAGGGGGCAGGGGGAAUAGAAUGUGCUGCCUUGUUCAGAACAAAUGUUGCUAAUUCUGUUUACCUACAGAUAUGUUAAAUUCAGGAAAAAUGCUGAUUUCCAGCUGUAAAAAUAUUUUUAAGUGACUAUUCUCUGGCAUUUCUGAGGCUCAAGAAGUGAACUGUUCUGUGGAAGAUGUAAAAUAUCAAGGGUGUCAUGCAGCAAUGCUAAUAUCCUGUGUGUGUUCCCUUUGCCCAAAUGGUGCAUUCACAUAUUGUGGUUUUUAUGUUUGGGUAACUAAAUACUUUUGUUUUUACAGUCUUGUCAGUCAAGGUAUUUAAGGGUAUCUUAUGGUCUGCAAGAAAUGUUCAUUGACACUGACCCAAAAAGUUUGGUUAACAAAAUCAGGACUUAAAUGUAUGUGCUCUUAAAGACUCUUCUGCAGAAAUGGUCACCAUCUGGUUUUAAUUUUCUGCUCUUUGUUUGUUCAUUUAAGUGGUUAUUUGAAAAAACAGCUUCCAUUUUAGAAAUGGAGAGUUGAUCUGAUAGUGCAAACAGAUUAUAGAAGAUUGUUCUUUAGUGUUUAUUUCAGAUGUGAUUACAGAUGGAGCAGAUGCUGUGCUUUGCUAAGUAAUGUGACUGUUAGGAAACUCCACUAUGGUUCACAUGUAUCUGCAUUGGCUUAGCAGGUAUGAAUAAUUCCUGCAAAUGAAGAAAAGCCCAAAACUAUUUUUGAGUCUUCCAGAUAGAAUUUGGGGCUUUCACUUUGUUUUGUUAUUUUGUAAGGGUCACUGUAGAAACAAAAUAAUCACAAUUCUAAGCCAGCCUGAAGACAUGACAGCGAGAACUUGCUGUCUUGAAACAAGUGAAAUAUUCCUGUUUGGGGAAGCCAAGGGACCUGUGUCAUUAUUAGAACAUCACAAGUGACAGUGUGGGGCUAGGAAGAGAUUGUUACUUCUUUUGAACUAAUGCCACAUUGCCUUAUGAAUUAAAGAAAGACUUUGGUGUUCUGGGCUAUCAAGCUUGUCCCCUUCACAGGUGUCACAUUCACGCCCCCCUUGUUCCUUUUUCAAGGGAUUUGUUACCUUGAGCUCACUUGCCACAAGGUGUAUCCGAGAAACUGAGCCUUUCUUGUUUUACUAUGUCUCCAGAAAGUUCACUUGUAGAAAAAUAAAUUAUUAAAAAAGCUACACUUAUUUGACUUAGUAUUAUGGAAAAAAUACUAUUUCUGGCAUACUGGCAGGGUUGAGUUGUGAAUUAGAUUUAAGGUGAGCCUCUCUUUCCUUUGUUACUAAUGGCAUUGAUUUCAGUCUCUCCCCCCCCCCCCCCCCGCAAAAAAAAAUUUCUUUUGGAGGGACAUAAAACUUCAAGAGCAAUUGAGUACAUUUAAUUGCUUGAUAAUUUUUGUUUGUAUCAUUUAUGCACAUUAAGAAUUAUAAAUAGCCUAUUAAUAUUAACAUAUCAUUUUACUAUUUGGGUUUAUACCAUGAUUAAUUCUUAGUCUGUUAGAAUAUUUAUUAAUUAUGAUUUGAGGUCUCAAGACAUUUGAUACAUUUAUUUAGUAAAUUAUACAGUUGUUAGUAUUCAUAUGUGAAGUACCUCAGUGAAGGGAGAUCAAAAAUUUUGAUUAUAACUGGUUUAGUUUCUUAUUUGCUUUAAUAACACUCCUUUUAAUGUGAAACUUGCCUUCACUUGUAAGCAAAUGUGUCACAACUCAGUGUUUGCUAAAGUAAGAUUGAUAACAAGGAUGGACACUGAGACUUUCUUCACUAAGUUAUAGCAAAUGAAGGAAAAAUCAUACAGAAGAUCUGGUUGUGUUAUGUGUAGUAAGAAAUCUGGAGCUUGAAUCCAAGCAAAAAUCUUUGAUUUAAGGGUGAAGUGUGCUGCCUUUCUGUUGUAUUCCAUGUUUAGUCUAAAUUAUUUCAACAAAAUUAACUCAAGUUUUUGAGCAAAUGUUUGAGAAAACCCUGAUCCAAGCAGAGUAGAGACCCAGGAUCUCAGCCAUGUGGAAUCUUUAAAGAAGUCCAACUCCUCAUGUCUUCUAACAAUCCCAUUCACUCCCUCAGUAAUGUAUGCCUGCCUUUGCUUAGGUUUUCCUACUCUAUUUAUUAUUUUUGUUUGGUUUUAAUGGCCUUGUUUUAAAGGAUCAUUUCCCACACUGGGUUUCGUUUGCAGGGGAAAAAAGAUGGUGCAUGGAUAUAAAAGAAUUUCUGCUAUAAACUGAAUUUCUUUUCUCUGCUUUCAUAUUGAUUUUUGCUGAUAAUAAACUUAAUCUAACUGAUGUGAGGAGACACCACUAUUUUAUAAUAGUGAUUAUAUUUUAUAAUAGUGAUGAAUAGUGUUUUGUUAUCUCUUGGAAUAACUUUCCAUCGUAAAGGAAGAGGAAAUUUAAAGGAAAACAACUACAUGAUUCUUGCUUUUCCAGGAAAUGCUAUUUUGCAUGUAUAAUGAAGGAUUUACUUCAGUAGCUUUUCUCACUGUUUCCUGAGAUGGAGUUUUAUUUCUUCUUGGCUGCUGUUGAAAAACUUAGACUGAAGAGUCCAGGACUUUCAGGAGAAGCUUAAUUGCACUCAUGUGCUAAUUUUUGAUAAUGAUUUUGCCAGCAUAUUCAUGUUGGCAUAUAAGCUGGUGUUCUUGCAGCAAAAUAGCUCUGGUUAAUUUUAUUGGCUUGGGUAGAAGUUUAAUAAGGUCAGAAGAAGAUGGCAAAAAAAAUUUAAAUAUUCUUUAUAAAAGGCAAUUUGCCAAUUUCUCAAAAAGUUUGCCAAUCAGUUUUGAAGAGAUCUUAAACCCUGGGAAAUAGCAUAUACCCUUCAUAACACAGACAUAAAAUUCUAAAAGCAGCAAGGAAAGAGAAAGGGAAUAACUGGUAUCUGAUUACUAGACUCCUUGGUGUAUUUGAUUUUUAAAUUUCCUGAGCAUUGAAUUAAAUCUUGUAACAAAUGAUAUGUAGAAGUUUAGUCUGUACUACACAGAUUUUGUGCUGGGCUGAGCUAUAUUUGCCCUACUGAAAUCGUUGGGACAUGUCAGGGGUUCUAAUGUGUGAAAUUCACCUGAAAUAUUUUGCUGCCUAGUAGUUUUUGUGGAGUGAUGUCAUUUGUUAAAUGUUAAAUGGUUAAAUAGAAAAUACUUUCCAACCAGUCUGCCUUCUGAACAAACAUUUUUGUAGGCACUUUUACAAGCAUAACAUCAUAUGGAAGAUUACAUAGGACUUAAUUUUCAAACCACAGAUAGUGAUUGUGUCUGAUUUGUGUCUAUGGCUUUUAUAAAUAGAACUUUAAUUCUGUGCCACCCAGGUAUAACACAUUUUGUACAAGUCAAAUUGCAUUAUCUUUUAUUUAAAUGCUAAACUGGACUGUAGUUCACCAGUUUAAGAGAUUGAAUGGAAUGAGUAUUGAAUGGUAAAGUCAAUAAAAGGUGCUUAUUGUUAAUGAA